AAUCCGAAUUUUAAUUUUUCUAUCCUUUUGUAGCGUAGGUGCACAUAUUUGUUUUGACAUACAUAAGUGCAAACAACGUAGAAAGCCUGUUUCAACGUGUUCUCGAAGUGUGAAUGGAAUUUUACAACUAACGGGACAUCAUUUGAUAUGCAUACACAUUUCUGGAAUAGCAUUACACGCGACGACAUCAAUUUAAAUUCCAAUAUGGCAAAAAGACGUGCACAUAAAACAUUAUCACUAGCUGAUAAAAUUAAAAUAAUACAAGAGAUAAACCGCGGACAAUCUGGAAAACUUUUAGCAGAUAAAUAUGGUGUAGGAACUUCUACAAUUUGUGACAUAAAAAAAAAUUCCGAAAAUAUUAGGAGAUUUGCUGAGAAUUCUGAUGAAAAACUUUUGAAGCAGCGCAAGACACUCAAAACGGGUGAGUACGAAGAGUUUGAGCAAAAAUUAUAUGCUUGGUUUGAAGAGAAGCGGUCACGACAUCAAACCAUUUCAGCGGGAGUUUUACGACAAAAGGCAAAAUCACUUUAUCAGAAAAUGUAUAACAAUGAAUCGUUUAAAGCUAGCGAUGGAUGGUUUCAAAAGUUUAAGAAACGAUUUUCUGUGCGAAACUUAAAAAUAUGCGGAGAGUCUUUAUCUGCUAGACCAGAUCUUGUUCCUGCUUUUCAAAAUGAGCUCUACAAUGUAAUUGAAGCUGAAAAUUUGUUGGACGACCAAAUUUAUAAUGCUGAUGAGUCUGGACUUUUUUGGAAAAUGUUUCCAGACAAAACUUUAGUGCAUUUUAAAGAAAAAUCAGCUCCAGGCACCAAAAUGAGCAAAGAGAGAAUCACCUUCUUAUGUUGUGCUAACAAGACUGGAAGUCACAAGCUACAGAUUGCAGUGGUUGGUAAAUCAAAAAACCCUCGGUCAUUUAAAAAACAAAGGGUGAUUGAAUAUUACUCAUCAAAAAAUGCAUGGAUGACAACAUAA
Molecule: messenger RNA, 969 nt
Organism: Bactrocera neohumeralis
Lineage: Eukaryota; Metazoa; Arthropoda; Insecta; Diptera; Tephritidae
Product: jerky protein homolog-like
Exons: 3
Coding region: 148-969 (273 amino acids)
Cellular component (GO): nucleus
Molecular function (GO): DNA binding
Source: RefSeq, a predicted model, not a curated record